Molecule: messenger RNA, 984 nt
Organism: Plasmodium falciparum 3D7
Lineage: Eukaryota; Apicomplexa; Aconoidasida; Haemosporida; Plasmodiidae
Exons: 4
Coding region: 1-984 (327 amino acids)
Source: RefSeq, a predicted model, not a curated record
AUGGAAAAUAUAAAUAAAAAGGAUGUUCUUGUAAACUAUUUGAAGUUGUGUGGUAAGCAUGAUAUGGUUAAUGCUGUAAUAAAAUAUUGUGAUGAAGAUCACGGAAUAGUAUUCAAUAAACACCCUGCUCGAAAUGAAAAAAAGUUUGGAACAAUUUAUGAUUAUGGUGUUUCUUCGAAAUUAAGAGGGUGUGAAAAUUUAGAAAAAUUACAGAACUCAAAGGUAUUUCAUAAGGAAAAAAAUAUUUCUAACCAUUUAAAUGAUAUCGUUUUGGAAAGUUCAAAAUGUGUUGAUGAUAUACCUAGAGUUAAAUGUUAUGGUAGGGACGAAAGUUCAUUAGAGGGAAUGGAAGAAAGGAGGACUGAAAAACCUGUUAAAUCUUAUUAUAAUCAAAGAAAAAAAAAAACGAAUUUAUUAAAUAAACAAGACAAUGCAAUAUCAGAAAUAUUGGAUGAUAUAUGUGAAGUUAUAGCGCCUGAAGGAAAAGGAAAGUUUCUAAAAUUUAUUGGUGAAAAUUAUGUCUACAUUUUAUUGGAAAAUGGAACUUAUCAUUGUUAUCCAAUUCAUCUACUUAAGUUGAACCGUUCCUUCUUAAAGAAUAAUUCCAUGUUUACCUUAAAAUUUGAUUAUAAGGAUAUGGCAUUAAAACACGCAAGAACUCUUAUUAAAUCUAAAAAUAAAAAAAAUUAUAAACGCCCCAAUUUAAUAGCACAGGAUAAUAUGUUUCAUGAUAAUUUUGUUGAUUUCCCAAAAGAGUUGGAUUAUAUAAAAGAUUACAUAAUAAAAAAUGAUAAUAAAUAUUUAACAUCUUGUAUAAAGGAAAAUAUGGUUUAUGAUGUAUUAGACAAUGGGAAAUGUUCAUAUAAUAAAGAAGUUUUGAAUUGUUUACAAAAUUGUAAUGAUGAGAUUAAACAAAAUAUUAAGAUAAAAACGUUGAAUAAUAUAUACAAAUUAGAGAAUUCAAAAAAUAUAUACAUAUCCUAG